Messenger RNA from Drosophila ficusphila, 666 nucleotides. RefSeq lists its product as uncharacterized. Gene Ontology annotation, molecular function: nucleic acid binding. NCBI's taxonomy places the organism in Eukaryota, Metazoa, Arthropoda, Insecta, Diptera, Drosophilidae. Bases 1 to 666 code for a protein of 221 amino acids. The transcript is spliced from 2 exons. The record is from RefSeq and is a predicted model, not a curated record. Gene Ontology annotation, biological process: DNA integration.
AUGGCGGAUCUCCCAAAGGAGCGAUUGGAUGGAUCUCAUGCAUUUGAAGUCACUGGUAUUGACUUUUGUGGACCAUUCUUUUACAAGCCGGAAGUGCGAAACAAGGCCCCAGUAAAAUGCUACGUUUGCGUCUUUAUCUGCUUCGCAACAAAGGCCAUUCACUUGGAGUUGAUCAGGGAUCUCUCAACGGUAUCAUUUCUGCAUGGCCUCAAGAGAUUUAUAUGCACCAGAAGGAGACCGGGGCAGAUUUGGUCGGACAAUGCAACGAACUUUGUGGGUGCACGCAAUGAGCUGCUUGAGUUGAGACGCCUGUUCCUCAGCGACGAGCAUCAGAAAGCGACGUUGGAUUUUUGCCUAGCGGAGCUCAUUGAUUGGUGCUUUAUUCCUCCCAGAUCGCCACAUUUUGGCGGUCUCUGGGAAGCUGCGGUGAAGACGGCGAAGUACCAUUUCUACCACGCUAUUGGGCCUUCAGUGUUGACCUUCGACGAGCUGCGGACUCUUCUGUGCCAUAUUUCGGCAGUAGUUAACUCUCGGCCUUUAGUCUCAAUUUCAGAAAAUCCCGCUGAUCUGAAGGUGCUAACGCCAGCCCACUUUCUGAAUGGUGACCCACCAUCCUCAUUCAUCGAGCCGGAUGUGACCGCCCUUAACUUCAAUCGGAAUGUUUAG